Molecule: messenger RNA, 294 nt
Organism: Penicillium malachiteum
Lineage: Eukaryota; Fungi; Ascomycota; Eurotiomycetes; Eurotiales; Aspergillaceae
Exons: 2
Coding region: 1-294 (97 amino acids)
Source: RefSeq, a predicted model, not a curated record
AUGCCGUUUAAGUCGGUCAAGGAUCCCAAGGGCAAAGAAAAAGAUCGUGGUGAUGCCAGUCCGGAAUCACCAGCGUCUGCCAAGUGCCCGCGACUCCCUAUUGUGGUGGAAAGUUAUGUGACCGACCCUCAAGCAUCGCCCAACAAAGCCGUCGAUCCCUCCGCCUCCUCCGUGCCAACUAGUCCUGGUGUUGAAUUUCUCCUGACCCCUCAUGGUUACCGUUUGCCCCCAAUGACCCCAAGGCCUACAGACGCUGGCCUCACGAUUGAAUCUGUCUCUAAGGAGAAGAAAUGA